Messenger RNA from Durusdinium trenchii, 1240 nucleotides. Lineage: Eukaryota; Dinophyceae; Suessiales; Symbiodiniaceae. The record is from the annotation of a GenBank genome assembly.
CGGGGCCCCACACUUUCUACAUGUCAAGCCCGUCGCACCCAGCCCCUUUGCCCAUGCUCUGCAAGAGAAUCCUUGGACGGUCCUGCGCUGCAUGUUUGCUUGCGGCGAUUGUCAUAUGGUAUGUCAUCCUCUUCAGCGAUCAGCUCUUCAGUUCACAUCGAGGUGGCAUCUGGCGGGCUUACUUUGUUCCAACUCCAGAGAUAUGGGAUUCCAUUCAUCGUCAUGGUGAACGUAGCGCAGGAGGUGUUUGGAAUUACAACCAACAGAGAAUGGAGCGAAGCGAAGCAUUCAAGUACUUGGCAGGAAAGUGGACUCGACGAAGGAGCCGAAGAGAUUGGCACCCAUCCCGAUGUCGCCCUAAAGGAGGUCGUGGAAAGGACGAGAAGGACUCUAAGUGACACAAGUAGGAGCUGGCCUACUCACCAAAAUGAAGAGACGGGUAGAUUGAUGUGCAGCCAAGUAGGGUGGAUUCCUCUCAGUUUUGAAGCUGGGAACGUCAAGCUCGGUCAGAGGGCAUGGGCCCUUCUUGUCGUCACCUUUUGGGUCAUUUCUUUUGAUGGCAGAUGUGACGGCCGUCGAGCCGAGUUUUUGCUCAUUUUGCAUGUCCUGUUCUUUGACUACUGAACCAGAUUUUUGGCUUCCAAGUGCGUUUCUGUAAUGCCUGCUGUCUUCUUGCGCACCAUAAUCCGCUUUUCAAUUCGUUUGCCAAUAUGUGGCUCUGCCACAAAGUGUGAUGCAGAGCGUUGAUUGCGCAGCUUACUUGUUUCGUGUGCAUUGGCGAAGUAGCAUGAUUGCAUGUUGUCACAGUCUACAUCGCACAGUUCAAUCACGAGCGGUGAUGGAUUACAUAUAUGGUUUAAAUUUCUUCAGAUUGAUUUCGUUUAGAAUUGGUAAAACCUUGGAGUCCCGAAGCGGUGGCAGAAGUUUGCACAAAGAAGUAAAGCAGUGAUAUGAUAUCGGUUGAACUUGCGAGAUAUAUACACAUAGGUACAUAGAUGGAUAGGGUUCAGAACGAUGUAUGUACAAGCAUGAAUUGUUGUCCGCUCUUGAGCUUCAGGUCUCUGGAGUGUGCAAUGUUUAGGGGCUUCCACCGCAUUAUGUCAAUCAUCGGGCAGUUAGAACACCGUCAUUAUUGGUUGCACCAUUGUGCUACUAUUCUCGACCCCCACAACAAGAAGCGUUGUAAGCAUCCACUGUCGGUUUCGUUACUGCCACAUGAUCAUUAGUCACAACACUGAUC